GUAUAUAUUUAAACGAAGCUCGGAAAGACGCGACUCACAAUCUCGCCAACAUGAAAACCGUGCUAGUUAGUAUUUUAGUUUUUUUAAGUGUUAGUAGUGCUUCGAAAUUGCCUCAAAGUUUCAAAAAAUGUGAUAAACAAAAACCCGAUUUCGAGCAGUGUUUGGGUUCUGCGAUUCGAGACGCUAUUAAACAGUUGGAUAAACCCGUACCCGAAUAUGGGUUGCCGAAUUUGGAACCACUUGCGUUACCACAGGGUAUAACCAUAGGUAACGCUACCACAGGAGUUCGACAGAAAUAUAGCAACGUCGGAAUUUAUGGUCACACCGAAAUUACAAAUGUUAAAGCAAGGAUGGACUUUGACAAGGAUAUUUUAAAUUUGGAAUGCUCUUUUCCCGAAAUUCGCCAUGAAGCCGACUAUGAGGCCUUAGGUGCCGUGUUGUUGCUGCCGAUUGACUCGAAAGGCAAAGUCGUUGUCACUUAUAAAAAGCCAAUAUUUACGUUGACUUUCAACCUUGAGAAGCACCAGAAAGAAAAUCGACAGUUUUACAAAAUAAUCAAGACUGAUUUUGACGUUAAACUUGACAAAGUGGUGUUCCAGUAUACUAAUUUGUUUGAAAAUAGCGUCUUGACUGAUAAUUUCAACGCCCAGAUGAAUGUUAAGUGGGACAGUAUUUUUAGCCACCUUAAGGUGAAAUAUUUGGGGUUAUACUCAAAGUUAUAUGGGACACCGUUUGGAAAUUUGUUAGAAAAAGUGGCGAUUUCUGAUAUUUUCGACGGUAUAUAAGUUAUUGUGAUUUCUAAUUUUCAGAUUAUUUCUGUCUACUAAUUAUACAAUAAACAUGUUUUGAGAA
Molecule: messenger RNA, 852 nt
Organism: Zophobas morio
Lineage: Eukaryota; Metazoa; Arthropoda; Insecta; Coleoptera; Tenebrionidae
Exons: 4
Coding region: 51-785 (244 amino acids)
Source: RefSeq, a predicted model, not a curated record